AGCCGCGCAGGGGCCGCGCAGAGCCGCGGUCGGGCCGCGCCGCGCCGCGCCGCAGACGUUCCCUUUGUGCCUUUGAUUUUUGCGAGGGUGACGGCACCGAUGGACGCGUGUGGUGUUAAUUGAGGUUGCCAUGGGAGGCGUGCACGCAGCGUGGAUGUGCUUCCUUCUUGCCGUGUGAUUUCGCUUUUGUGUUCCUCCUCUUGUACUCGGCGUUUUGCGUGUUGUCAGCUGGCGCAUUAAAGGGCACAGAUGGGAGCACCGAGCACGCUCGGAGGCAAACCUCACCCAACCCGUGUCAGCAGCUGAUCAGAAUCCGAGGCACAGCAGCAGCUGAGCUGGCACUGGGGGGCAGAGCACCUCCACUCACUGCCACCACGUUGCUUCAAGCAAGUUCCUCGUUCCCUUCGAACUGCCCAUGGGCUGAAUAAAAGUUGUUAACUCUUGGCUUGACUUGUCAUCCUUUGGGGGAAUAAAACCAAGGUCGGACUGUCCGUUCAGUGGUGUGCUGUUAGAGGAGCACGGCCUGAAGUGGGGUAUCCUAGAGGUGAGAGUGACUCUGGCUCUUCAAGUGUGCCUGGGACUCCUUGGAGAGGCAAUAAAGAGAGUAAGAAGAUGCAGUGGGAGUUAUAAAGUGGAUGCAAUAGCUUCAUUGGAACAGCUCUGCGCAUUGCCACAUCCGCUUGUUAAAAAGCAACUACUGUUGUUUAAAGGACAAUUUGGGGAAAAAGCCAUUUGAGCAUCUCUGCAGCUUUUAUGCAUUAAUCGAGAAAGUCAAUACACAGACGAAGGAGAGGUGCAAAUAUGGCAAAGGCAGCUAAGGAAAUACAAAUGGAGAACCCGAGCGAGCUGGAGACUCCUAGCGCGGGGACACCGUGCCCCCCAUUGGAAGAACAGGCAGAAAAACCCUCCAUGCUCUGUUUUAAGAAGCGGAAGAAGUCCUGUAAGAAGGGGCUGACAACUAAGGAUGCAUGUGAGGGAGCUUCUGCAGCCUCGGAGGAGAAAAAUCAAUGCAUCAGCACAGACCCAGGGGAGGCAAAAGCUUCUGCUCCAUUGCGACCCUCCAGAGGAGCCUGGGCAGCUCUCAAAAGUCUCACGAAGCCUCGGAGAGGGCAGAAAUCCUCUUCACGGAAGAAGGUGUCCUCUGAUUCCCAGGUGCAGCUGGAGAUGGAUGCGGAGGAGAGCUGUGCACAAGGUCUUCCAAGGAAAAAGGCCAACACGGGGGUGAAGAUGCCCUGUGUGCGCUUCUUGAGAGGCAAGAAAAAGCCCAGCCCCUCAGAGGUGGUGGAGGAGUCAGAGGACAGUGUCCAAGCAAAUGAAGUGAUGGGCAUUUUGAACAAAGCCAUUGAAGAGCUGGAGGACAUGGUCCCAGCAGAGCCCUGUGACAAGGCCGAGUCCCUCACUCCACUCCCCGCAGAGGAUGUGGCCCCAGCAGAGCCCUGUGGCAGGGCUGAAGCCCUCAGCCCGCUCCCUGCAGAGGACCAGGGCACAUCGGCAGAAGGUGCUGGUGCCCCCUGUGACAAGGCUGAGUCCCUGAGCCCGUUCCUUGCAGAGGACGUGGCCCCUGCAGAGCCCUGUGACAAGGCCGAAUCCCUCAGCCUGCUCCCUGCACAAAACUCAGCCCCUGCAGAUCCCUGUGACAAGGCUGAGUCCCUCAGCCCACUCCCUGCAGAAGAUGUGACCCCAGCAGAGCCACGUGGCAGUGCUGAAGCCCUCAGCCCGCUCCCUGCAGAGGACGUGGCCCCAGCAGAGCCCUGUGACAAGGCCGAGUCCCUCAGCCCACUCCCUGCAGAGGACCAGGGCAUGUCAGCAGGAGGUGCUGAUGCCGAUGGGAGGAGUGAGCCCUCAGGAGAGCCCAGGCCUGAUGUGGAUGAACACACAGAGUGCAUCGCUCAGUCAGAAAUAACCAGUUCGGAGCCUGUCAAUGAGCCACUGCAUGAAAAGCUGCCCGAGGGGAGUCCACACCAAUCUGCAGCCCAAGUGGAAAACAGGGAAGUCACUCCUGAAGCGCCGGUAUCUACAGAUCAGCCCAAUGGCACCCCUGAAAUCACCGAGGUGCAGGAAAUAGCCAGAAUCUGCAAGGAGCUUCCUGAAAGGGAUGAGUUGGAGAGGAACACUGACCUCCCUGAGGAGUGCAAAUCUGAAGAGACCACAAUGGAUUUCAGUUCAUCAUCAGUGUCUAAGGAUGAUGCAACGAGUGUGCAGAGCAGCUCCAGCCAUCAGGAGAAACCAGAAGUCAACAUGGGCACCGGCGUUGGCAUCGUCAUCACCAUCACCGAAGCUGUGGACUCUGAUGACGCUGAUUCUGACCAGGCCUAUGAGCCAUCCCCGGUUUUACACCACAAUAAGCAAAAAGGGAAUAAAAAAUCCAGUGGGAGCUUUGAUUUUGGUCAAAAGGAAGGCCCCGGGGCUAGCAGUGGUGCUGUGGUGGAAGAGAAAGGCCUGGGCGACCAGGGGCACAGGACUUCGGAUCAGUACGAGUUGCUUCUCAUAGAAACGGCGUCUUCCCUUGUGAAGGCGGCCAUCCAGUCGUCCAUCGAGCAGCUGGUCAACGAGAUGGCUCUGGAACAGAAUAAACACAACAGUUUUCUGUGAUGGUGACGAUACCCUCAGAUUAGGGUGAUUCCAAGCUACUUUGGCCUGAGGAGGGGAGCGAGAGGGCUCUGGAGGCCACUGCUUAGUUAGCUCUGCAUGCCCGUGAAGUUGUGUGUGUGUUUGUGUGUAUGAAACUGGUGCUGGGGCAUGGGACAGGCCCUGCUGGGCACAGCAAGUGCACUAGGCCUGGCUGCAGGAAAGUGCAAGUGUUGCAGUGUUAUCAUUUACUAGCAUCUUUACGUUGAAGCCAUUUUUCUGCUGUCUUCCAUUCCAGACUUCCCUGCUGUUAGUGGUGUAAACGUUAAUGUGCUUUUAGGAGGAGGCCCUGCGGGCAGCGAGCAACUUCCUGCCACUGGGUUCAAUUCAGUGUGUGUUGAGCACAGCUGGAGGUUUGCUCAGUGGGUACAAGGGAGGGAGAAGGGGCUGAGACAUGCAAUCAGUGGCAUCAAUGCCAAGCAGUUAGCACUGCAUUUGGAGGUGUAGGAAACCAUGGUCUGAAGUCCCAUUAGGUGGAACUGGGUGGGUGCAGUGAGCAGCACAUUUUGGCCAGCCUAUGGCCCCAGCCUACUCUUCUGGCCUACUCCCCUGUCAGAAGCAGGCUGUGUAUCACCCGUCCCACCGCAGUACAGCAUCAGCUCUCCUUGCUGACUUCAGGCUGCACAAACACCGAGAACAUGCGCUCGCUUUGUCUGCUGGGGUCUAUUGCACUGCUGAGCACAGGUCUCCCCAUAGUGUAGUGAUGGGGGCCAGGCUGGAGCACGCUGGCCACAGGGAGCCCCUGGCCUUGCCUUCUUUUGUCUGCCAUGGUGAAUCUACUCUUGGAUAUGGUGUUGUUUUUGUUUUUUUUUUAUGUGUGGCAUGUAAUAGAAAUAGCAGUGCGCUGCAUGCAGUCAGCUCUUGCCACAGUGUUGAAAUAGCUUGGUAGCAAGGAUGUGCUACAGGCCAUGGAAUUGCUCCGUGUUGGGAGGGGUUUUGGUCGCUGGAUGUGUCCAUGUGUCCACCCAUCCCUUCACUUCGCAGAGACCCCCAGCAGAAAAUCUCAGAUGGCUCCGUGGCGGUCGGUCCAAAAUGCACCCUGAACACUGGAGUCAUCUCACCAAAGUCCUCAGGGAAAACCCAGACAUGAGGGCUGGGGACACUGCCACAGAACACCCAGACAGGCCGACUGCUGUCAGAAAAAUACAAAGUGCUCUGUUAAGGAGGUGUGCAUGCAGCGUGUGCACACACGUGGUGCGUGUGGGCACACAUCGCCUCUCACUGCCAGCCCUCUGGAAGAAAGGGGCCUUUUGAUAACUUGGGGUUGCAGCUGCGUGGUUGGGAUUUACACACUGUGGCGUGAAAGUCUGCCUUUCCUGCUGAGAAAGUUCUCCUGCCCCGUUCUCAGCCUGUACAGAAAUAGCAGCCUCCCCUGGCAACUGCUCAGUGACCACAGUGGGGACACAGAGGUUUUCUACUCGGCGCUGUUAGAACACCGGGGCUGACAGCUCUCCAAGAACCCAGCACAGCCAUGUUUUGGACUUUGAGAAAGGAUCUCCGCUGUUGCAUUAGGUGUACCAGCAGUGAGUGCCACAGCGUCUUUCUGUGCACGUUAAACUUGGGAAAAAUCAGACUGACUUCUUUUUUUCUGUGAAUUUAUUUAACGUUAUCAAUAAUUCAGUGUGUAUAUUAAUAGCUUUGCACUUUUUAUUGUUCCUUUCAGGCAUUUUUGCCACCAUUUUGAAAGGGGCUUUUUAAGGACUGUGCAUAGCUUUGGAGCUGCUGCAGCACCUGGGAAGGGCUGUGCUUGUUCUGGAGCUGAGCUGUGGGCUGUGUGGGCACCGGGAUGGGUUGGUGCUGAGGGAAGGGCUGCAGCAUCUCCAUGCCUUGGCUGCAGGGCACCCCUGGGUUUUCAGCAGGAGAUGCCAAACCAACCGGGCAUGGACAGACCAUUGUCUCCUAUCCACGUGCUGAGCAGUUUGGGGAGGAUUUAAUGCUACAUCGAAACAGAAAAUAGCCCAUUGCAGGAGGAGGCACUCCUUGCAAUGGAGGGAGAAGAGCAGCAGUGUGCAGGUCCAGCCCAGAGCCUGCAGGACUGGCAGCUGCUCUGUACCCAGGGCUGUGUUUGCAUCCUUUCCAUAGCUGUUUUCCCUCUGUUCCACCUAUACAUGUAACUUGCAAUUAGUUCAUUAAAGUUGAGUGUACCUCUUGUUUUCUUGGCUUGUGAUUAACUGGGCAGAGAGAUUUUGCACCAGAGCUGAUAACCCACCAUGCCAUCCAGUAACGUGCAGCAUUUCCAGGUGGCCACAUGAUGAGCAGAGGCCUUCAUGCUAACAGACCUGAAACGUUUUAAGACUCACUCUUCCCUCGUGUUUUUUUUUCUUAAAUAAGGUCUCCUUCUGGUUGUCGCCCUGUCUUUUCCACUCACAGUUUCCUGAAAGCCCACAGACUCCAGUGGGUAUUUACAAAGGAUCGCGGAUCUCUUCUGGCUCAGAAGUGCAGCAGCCCAGCAAUUGAAUCGCCAUUGGAUGAGCUGCUCUGCUGUGCGGAGCCCCGGCUCCCAGCGCGUGGGGCUCCUGAGGACUUGAGGCACUUUACAGCAUAUUAAAAAAUUGGAAAAAAUAUACAUUUUAAAUAGCAUUAAUACUGAUUAUUCUUUCAGGUUUGCAGAACAAAACACAGACUUCUAACAGCUGUUAAUGACUUAAUUAAGACUCUCUGCUCCCCCAUUACAGUGAGAGAGUUGGACAUGAAUGAAGCACAGGAACUGUACUCUUUUGGAGCAGAACCGUUCAGAGAAGCACGUGGCUGCUUGGCUGCACAAGAGCAAUGGAGUGGGUUUGGGACUGUUUUCCUCCUCACAGCUGUAAGAAACAGGCACAGUACAUACUCUGGGCCUGCUCUGGCUGGUUGGGAUUGCCUCUGGGCCAUCUGCCUCCUCGUCGCUCCGCUGCCCCUCUUGGAUAUGGGAGCGUUGCUUUGUAGCUGCAUCGUAAUGAAUUAAUUUGUUCCCCUGCUCACCCCGCAGUCUGCGCUGCUGCUUUCUUUCCCAGAUGUUUCCAGCACUCCUUUCUGGUCGCUCAGCUUUCUGUUCAACAAGUCCCCUGCCCAUGCUUUGCCCAGGGGGCACUGCGGUGUGUAGUGAGGCCCAAUCUGCUGCUGGAGGGACUACAGCAAGUGGGAACCCAGCACUGGAACUGAAGAUGCUUUCCCUGCAUAAAUGAUGGAUGUUCUCCUACGUGUGCUUGGGAGUGAUGGGUGGAGGUGGGACCCUGCUGGUGGACCAGCAAAGCCCUCCUAUCGCUCAUCCCAUACAUAGAGGACUUCCACAUCUGUAACUGAAAUAAUGAAACACUCCAAGGGAACGGAUGGAUUUAAAUACUUUGCUUUAAUAUUCUUUUACAUCUGCACUUUCAUUUCCCAGAGAAACGGUUCUUGUUAGCUCUUGUUGGGUGGCAUUACAAUAAUGAAGUAUUUAAUUUGCAGCCAGAUAAAAUCUUUACAUUAAAUGUGUUUUUGUUUAACUAA
Gallus gallus (chicken) is the source of this 6096-nucleotide messenger RNA. RefSeq names its product A-kinase anchoring protein 5 (gene AKAP5). The transcript has 3 exons. Lineage: Eukaryota; Metazoa; Chordata; Aves; Galliformes; Phasianidae. The record is from RefSeq and is a predicted model, not a curated record. Bases 802 to 2592 code for a protein of 596 amino acids. Gene Ontology annotation, biological process: positive regulation of adenylate cyclase activity. Gene Ontology annotation, cellular component: postsynaptic density; dendrite membrane; plasma membrane. Gene Ontology annotation, molecular function: glutamate receptor binding; adenylate cyclase binding; calmodulin binding.